Trichoderma harzianum CBS 226.95 is the source of this 1455-nucleotide messenger RNA. RefSeq lists its product as hypothetical. The record is from RefSeq and is a predicted model, not a curated record. Gene Ontology annotation, cellular component: fungal-type cell wall. The coding region runs from base 149 to 1054 and encodes 301 amino acids. Lineage: Eukaryota; Fungi; Ascomycota; Sordariomycetes; Hypocreales; Hypocreaceae. The transcript has 3 exons. Gene Ontology annotation, biological process: fungal-type cell wall organization. Gene Ontology annotation, molecular function: structural constituent of cell wall.
GCUUUUCGUUUUCCCUUCAACACAUUCGCUUUCUCUCUCUCUUCACUCUUUUUUGAGACCGAGAUUUUUUUUAAUCUACUUACUACAAUCCUCGUUUUUUGUAGUCGUCAUUCGCUUCUCGGCAAUAAAGUUGAAAACAAAAAUCAAGAUGCGUAGCGUCCAGGCUGUCUUCGUGUCCCUUGUGGGCUUCGCUGCCGCAGGCAACAUCUACUACCCGUCCGCCACUGAGAACCGGCCGGCGUACCCUGAGGCUUCCCCCUCGUAUGUGCCUAUUGACCCUUCGCACAAGGAGUGGGAGCACAAGGACUACGACGGCGAGAACAAGGAGGAUGAGCACAAGGAGUACGAUCCCAAGGAGUGGGAGAACAAGGACAAGGAGAACAAGGAGUAUGACCCCUACCAGAAGGAUGGUGAGGAGCACAAGGAGUGGGAGAACAAGGACUACAACAAGGAUGGUGAGAAGAAGGAGUGGGAGAACAAGGACGACAACAAGGAUGGUGAGAACAAGGACGACAAGGACAACAAGUAUGAUGGACACUGGGACGGCCACGAGCAGUGGCAGAACCAGUGGAACAAGACCAAGUCGGCCUACACCACUACAAAGAUUGUCUCUCAGUACACCACUUACUGCCCUGAGCCUACUGAAGUGACCGUCAACAAGAAGACCUACACCGUCACAAAGGCCACAACUCUGACCAUUACCGACUGCCCCUGCACCGUCAUCGAGCCUUGCCCUACCGAGACCGUCAAGCCCCCUACCAAGUGGGACGGCAACAAGGACUGGGACAACAAGAACUGGGACAACAAGAACUGGGACAACUCCAAGCCCGAAGACCCCAAGAAGCCCGAGGACCCCAAGAAGACCGGGGCCGCUCCCUCCGCCUCCGCCUCCGCAAAGCCCGAGGACCCCAAGAACGGCUGGGACGGCAAGCCCCACGACGGCGGCGACAAGCCUCACCCUCCCCCCGUCACCGUCUCCGGCGCCUCCACGAGCUUCGUGCACGUCGGAGCUGCUGUAUUCGGCGCUCUCAUCGUCGGCCUCAUGGCCCUGUAAACAACGAGCAACAUCUCAACAUGUUACUAGCAUUGGGAGGAAGAAGUGCAUGAGGAUGAUGAUGAUCAUGAUAUGCGGCAUGAAGGAGGAUGACACUUUUGGGUCGGGAGUCAACACACACGGAAGGCGGGUUUAGAAGGAUUGGGGUUAAGGAGGGGUUUUUCUAAAGGGAAACAAAAUACGGGUGCCCUUCUGCUACUUUUUACUUUUUACUUUUUUUUUUUUGGAGAUGUGUUUUUUAGGUUCUUUCUUCUCUGGGGAUAGAAAUUUUUUUUCGAACGUGAGCUUUCUUCUUCUACUUCUUCUUCUUAUCAGGGGGUGAUUUACUUCUUCUUCUUUUUUUUUUUCCUUAAUUCAGCAUAGAAGGGCAUCAAAGUGGGUGUUGCUUUUGCCGAGUGAAG